AUUUUAUGAGCUGGUACGCUCUAACCGCACCGUCUUAUCAGUGUCGCGUCGCGUGUAGGUUAUAGGUUCUGAUGCUAAAAAAAGAAGAAGAAGAAAGACGUGUCUUCACAUAACACCCGUGAACUAUUGGAACACAUUAGAGAGACCGCAGGGGGAAGACGUAAAGAGAUUGGUUUUUACAUCCGGUGGCCAAGGACGUUUGGUGGACGUUUUCCUCUUAUCAUGCACGGUGAAGAACGUACCGUUCGGUUUGAAAUGUAACAAAACGAGCUGCCGGCAAAUAAAAGCAAAGCGUUGGCGCUACCAGCUCUCCAGUGCCACCAUUUUGGUUCGGUGAUUUGGUUUGCGGUUCGUCGCUUCUGUCGUUGAAGUCUUUCGUGAGUAUGGUGCAUCCGGAGAGAGUGCUGCUGCUGGUGCUGGUGCUAUCGGUUGCCUCUAACUACUGGUCACCUGUAGCCGCUUUUGAUGACUUUUUAGAAGAUAUUUUUUCGAUAUUCUUCGAUUCGGACAGCGAAAGCGAUUCGUCCGAACCGAUUCAGGUUAAUGGGAAAAAUGCCACCAUCAAUGUUGAGUGCGACAACUGCACGCUCACCAUUAACUGUCCGAAUUGCAACAGUAUGGCGACGGUGGCCGGUGGUACGAUGAUGACGGUAACGGCAUCGCCACCACCGGCGCCACCAACACCGAACGGAGACUCUGCUACACCGCCGGCCGCUUCAGCUCCAGCGGCUGCUACGAUCGCGCCGGGAUCUGCAACAGCAAACGAAACGACCACUGCUGGUGCCGCUGGUGCUACUACUGCGGUGGCACCUGGGGACGGUGCUGCGGCAAGCACGGAUGCUCCCGCACCUGACGCCCCGCCUAGUGCUAUUUUCUGAAGUUACAUUUGAUUCCCAUGCCAGGAUCAUGGUUUAGAAAUUAGAAAUGCUAUCUCCUAUGGCCACACACGAUCGUGAGGGGAAUAUUUCGAUAGCUCUUCUCUUAGGUUUAUCUUGCAGUAAAGGGACUAAGGUUGGUUGUGGAAGUUUGUUUAAUAAAGGAAGAAUAAAAUGUUAUCUUGUUGUCUUGAUGAGCACUAUUACAAGA
Anopheles stephensi (Asian malaria mosquito) is the source of this 1086-nucleotide messenger RNA. RefSeq names its product mucin-7. The coding region runs from base 384 to 878 and encodes 164 amino acids. The transcript is spliced from 2 exons. NCBI's taxonomy places the organism in Eukaryota, Metazoa, Arthropoda, Insecta, Diptera, Culicidae. The record is from RefSeq and is a predicted model, not a curated record.